UUUGAACGGUUUUUACUAUUGAAAAUUUUAUCUCUUCCACUUAAUCUGCAUCUCUUCUACGUAAUCUGUUUGAUAUCCAAUUGUUCCGCUUGAUUCGUACCGCUCAAACAGUUAGAAUCCUUGUCUAAAAAAACUAACCCCAAACAGAACUUCGGCGUGUAGACCAAAUGUACCUGACAACAAGUCUACAACUACUUGCGUGGUUCGUGAUUUAUUCAAAAACCGAUUAUAAAAAUAUCAGAAGUAAUUAAGUACAGUAAAGAACAACCUCUUAGUCAGAUUCUCUCUCUCAAUAUCUAUCUGCCCAUAUUUCUUGCUUUCAACAAAUUCAUUCACCAAUCUCCUUUUGUCCCAUCAACAACAAACAAAAUACAAAGUCCUUUCACAUAUAUUAAAACCACUUCACCACCAACCCUUACACAAGAAACCUCUCUUCAACAAUGUCCUUUCAAAACCGCAGAUCAAGAAACCAUUUCUUAUUAUAUGCAAAAACAAUUUUUCUUUUUCUUCUUCUUGGAUUAUGCAAUGGAGCAAGAACAAGUAAGAACAACGUCUUCAACUCUAAAUCACACAAAGAAGUUCACCACGUCGUUUCAUCUUCGUCUCAACAGUUUUUGGGAUUCUUACCACGUCACUUCCCAAUUCCAGCUUCUGGUCCCUCUAAAAAACACAAUGAUAUUGGUUUACUUAGUUGUGAUCGAUCUUCUCCGUGAAAAGCUUUUAAAGGUCAUCAUGAAUUCCUUUUUAUUUUCUUUUAAUUAUUUCUCUAUUUUUUAUAUAGUAUAGUUUCUUGUGUAAAUGGGGUUUUUUAUUUUUGGUUUGUGAUGCCAAGAAAAUGGAGUUUUGGUUUGAUUCUUGUCAACGAGGCAAAACAGAUAUAAUCUCUUAUCUAUGGUUAAUCUGUAACUAGAAGUUGUAAUUCUGUUUUUGGAUGACUCGUAUUUGUAAUGUUGCAUGCAUUAAAGUAUAAUAGCGUGUGGUCUUUUUAAUAAUA
This is a messenger RNA of Brassica napus (rape), 994 nucleotides long. RefSeq names its product protein IDA-LIKE 2. The transcript has a single exon. NCBI's taxonomy places the organism in Eukaryota, Viridiplantae, Streptophyta, Magnoliopsida, Brassicales, Brassicaceae. Bases 441 to 713 code for a protein of 90 amino acids. The record is from RefSeq and is a predicted model, not a curated record. Gene Ontology annotation, biological process: floral organ abscission.